Molecule: messenger RNA, 1694 nt
Organism: Saccoglossus kowalevskii
Lineage: Eukaryota; Metazoa; Hemichordata; Enteropneusta; Harrimaniidae
Product: coatomer subunit beta'-like
Biological process (GO): intracellular protein transport; intra-Golgi vesicle-mediated transport; endoplasmic reticulum to Golgi vesicle-mediated transport
Cellular component (GO): COPI vesicle coat
Molecular function (GO): protein binding; structural molecule activity
Source: RefSeq, a predicted model, not a curated record
AUGAUAUCUCAGUACUAUGAGCCAAUGAAGUUUGGAAUAAAGCGGGUUUUCUCUGCACGAACUACCCGAGUCAAAUGUAUAGAUAUUCACCCAAGGGAACCAUGGGUACUACUGAGCUACUUCACAGGAAGUGUCCAAAUAUGGAACUAUACAACAAAGACAUUAAUAAAAACAUUUGAAGUCAUUGACUUACCAAUAAGAGCUGCUAAAUUUAUUUCACGGAAAAACUGGUUUAUAACAGCAUCAGAUGAUAUGUUCUUACGAGUGUUUAACUACAACACCCAAGAAAGAAUUAAUGCGUUUGAUGCCCAUACAGAUUUCAUACGAUCACUUGCUGUUCAUCCAACUCAACCAUUUGUUAUCAGUAGUAGUGAUGAUAUGGUCAUAAAGUUAUGGAAUUGGGAAAAGAAAUGGCAGUGUGAGCAAGUAUUUGAGGGUCAUUACCAUUAUGUCAUGCAAAUAGUUAUCAACCCCAAAGAUAACAACACAUUUGCUUCAGCUUCAUUGGAUACAACGAUUAAGGUGUGGCAGCUAGGUUCCAAUACUCCUAAUUUCACUCUGACUGGUCAUGAUAGUGGAGUCAAUUGUGUAGAUUACUACAGCGGUGGUGAUAAACCAUAUUUGGUAUCAGGUGCGGAUGAUAGACUGGUUAAAAUAUGGGAUUACCAGAAUAAAACCUGUGUUCAGACAUUAAAAGGCCAUACAGAAAAUAUCACCACAGUCUGUUUCCAUCCAACAUUACCCAUAAUACUUUCAGGUGGUGAAGAUGAUACUGUUCGUAUUUGGCAUGCCAACACAUAUAGAUCAGAAAAAACUCUAAACUAUGGUUUAGAGAGAGCAUGGGUAAUUGCAGCGUUGCCAGGAUCCAAUAUGGUGGCACUUGGUUUUGAUAAUGGAGCUAUUAUAUUGAAGGUUGGCAGUGAAGAGCCAGCAAUGUCAAUGGACAGUAAUGGUAAAUUCAUAUUUGCAAAGCACACUGAAAUCCAACAAGCCAAUCUGAAAAAUCUGCAAGGGCUGGAAAUAAAUGAUGGUGAAAGAUUGUCAUUACCUGUAAAAGAUAUUGGAAGCUGUGAAAUUUACCCACAAUCCAUUGCGCAUAAUCCCAAUGGAAGGUUUGUUGUUGUUUGUGGUGAUGGUGAAUACAUUAUAUACACCGCUAUGGCUUUGAGAAAUAAAGCAUUUGGAUCAGCUCAAGAAUUUGUCUGGGCACUAGACUCAUCAAUGUAUGCUGUAAGACUGAAAGAUCACAUCAAAAUAUUCAAGAAUUUUAAGGAAUUCAAAGAUUUGAAGCAAUCAAUCACACCUGAAGGCAUCUAUGGUGGAUUUCUAUUGGGAGUGAAGACAUCUGAUGGAUUAGCUUUCUAUGACUGGGACAGUGUGGACACCCUCAUUAGAAGAAUAGAGAUAACACCCCAAUCUAUAUUCUGGUCUGACAACGGAGAACUAGUGUGUAUCACAACUGAUGAGUCAUUUUUUAUUUUAAAAUACAAUGCUGAGGCUGCUUCCAAAGCACAAGAAACAAAUGAAGGAAUCACAGAGGAUGGUGUUGAAGAUGCAUUUGAGGUGGUUGGAGAAGUUGAAGAAGUAGUGAAAACUGGUACCUGGGUGGGAGACUGUUUUAUCUACACAAACUCUGUAAACAGAAUUAAUUAUUAUGUUGGUGGUGAAAUAGUUACAAUAUCACAUAUGGACAG